CCAAGACGGGCACGUGACACAAGGGAAAUAACCCUUAAAUUUCCGGCGUGUUGCUUCGAAACAUGAAGCUGCAUUUCGCAAACCUAAUCGCUGCGGUGUAUUAAAUUUCCCCCUCUGUUGCGCAGAAGUAAUGACACAGUCCAUAGUAGUUCAAGUUGGUCAAUGUGGCAAUCAGAUUGGCUGUCGAUUCUGGGACCUUGCAUUACGAGAGCAUGCAGCUGUCAACAAACAAGGCAUUUAUGAUGAAGCCCUCAGUAGCUUCUUCCGCAAUGUUGAUUGUCGUUUUGAUGACCCAGUUGACAUUCCACUUGAUACUGGAAAGGGCAAGGUCAAGGCACUUAAAGCUCGAGCUGUACUAGUUGACAUGGAAGAAGGAGUAGUCAGUGAAAUGAUGAAGGGACCAUUAAAAGAAGUAUUUGACCUUCAACAGCACAUUACAGAUGUAUCAGGUUCUGGCAAUAACUGGGCUGUUGGCAACAAGAUGUAUGGACCACAGUAUCGAGAUCAGUUGUCAGACAUUAUUCGUCGUGCAGCAGAAUUUUGUGACUGCCUUCAGUGCUUCUUUAUCAUCCAUUCCAUGGGUGGAGGAACUGGAUCGGGGGUUGGCACAUACAUCUUGACUUUGCAAGAUGAGUAUCCAGAUGUGUACAGGUUUGUAACUGCACUUUACCCAUCUGCUGAAGAUGAUGUGAUUACCUCCCCAUACAACAGCAUUUUAGCCAUGCGAGAACUGACAGAACAUGCAGAUUGUGUGCUGCCUGUAGAGAACCAGGCGCUCGUAGACAUUGUGAAUAAAAUCUCUGAAGCAGUACCCUCUGGCAAGACAGGCAAGCGAACUUACACCUCUGCACAUAGCUCCGAUGUCAAGGCACGCAGCAGCAUCUUAACAAGUGAAGGUGGGGUGACCAAACAGAAAGAUAUGCGCCCAUUUGACUCCAUGAACAACAUUGUUGCCAAUCUUCUUCUCAACAUGACCAGCUCAGCAAGGUUUGAGGGAUCUUUGAAUGUAGAUUUGAAUGAGAUCACCAUGAAUUUGGUUCCUUUCCCACGCCUUCAUUAUCUGGUCGCCAGCCAGACACCACUGUAUGCUCUUGCUGAUGUCCAUCUUCCUCCUCGCAGAUUGGAUCAGAUGUUUACUGAUGCCUUUUCCCGAGAUUACCAGCUGAUCAAAGCAGAUCCAAGGCAUUCUCUGUACCUUGCCUGUGCCCUGAUGGUCAGGGGGAGCGUUGAGCUUUCAGAUAUUCGUCGUAACAUUGAUAGGUUAAAAGACCAGCUCCAUUUCAUUCACUGGAAUAAAGAAGGUUGGAAGACAGGGUUGUGUGCCGUUCCACCUGUGGGCCAGCCUUACUCACUUCUGACACUGGCUAACAACACAUGUGUGACAAACACCUUCACAGAACUGAGACACAGAUUUCAAAAACUUUUCAAACGUAAGGCUCAUCUUCAUCAUUAUCUUCACGUUGAUGGCAUGGAUAUGGAUGAAUUUACUCUCAGCUUGGAAUCACUUGACAGCAUAGUAGCAGAAUAUGAUGGCUUGCAACAACAGAUGGGAAUGCCUCCACCUUCUCAUCCCCGCCUGAAGAUUGUUACAUAAUGCUUCUAACACAGCUACUUGAUUACCCAGAAAUGGGCAAAUGUCAUCAGCACUCAGGGAGACUGUCACAUUACUUUGCAACAUUGCUGGGCAGUGUGUUCUCUUUACAUAUAUUAUUUAUUGUUUUAUUGUUACUAAAUAACAAACUUUUUCAACAAUGUGUCACAAAAUAAUGGAGGUUGAGGGUAGGGCAAUAGAUUGACAUUGUGCUUUUGGGAUGUGCAAGUUUGGGUCCAUGUAAGCAUAUAACUAAACAAGAAAGUUAACUCUAGACAAAAAAUGAGAGCUUAGGAGGUUUAGCCGAUUGUUAGUCACAGGGAGUGUUAGUGCUGCAAUGCACACCUUACAUUUAUCAGUGUAGGCUAUAUUUGGCAGGUCACGAUCUCCUGGCUUCAUCACACUUAAAUUAGGGGCUGUGCAGAUCUGUUUCUUGAACAGGGUCAAUAAGGUCAGCUCAGGUAAUUAUGGGAUGUAUAAAGAUGGGCAGCCUUGAUGGUCUUACACUAACUACAAUGUAUUAUUGGCUUUCUCUAUGUUAGGUAGACUUUUGAUUGUGACUGAUCAUUGGGAUGCUAUGGUUGUGAAACCACCAAGUUAGCACUGUGCCAGAUCUCAAAUCAGCUCCUUACCACCAAGCUCUUGGAGGAUACAAGUCGUAGAGUGAAAUUUGAUGAAGCUGAUUGGUCAAGUCUGUGCUGUAAGCGUGAAGUUAGUGAAGUGUCACCAGUCAAGCUACCACCAGACAAGGGACGUGUAUAGUGACUACUCCAGACAAGGGACAUGCAAAGCUAUGGUCAAUUGCAGCAGCAAAGCAGAGAUCUUUAUGAACAGGGUACAGCUCAGAGUACCAUAAAAUUGGGGCUUGAACAAUCUAAAAGAAUGUACCAACAUGUCGAUGAACCUCUAUUUCUUUGGCAGGUAAUAAAUCUUUGAUAAUUUUUUUCCGGAAUACAUUCGAUAUAUAGAGAAAAAAGGUACUGUAUAUUUAGUAUUCAAAGGCACUAUUUCAUAAAGAAAGGUGAAGAAUUGCAUUGAUGUUUGCAUUAAUCUUUGGGUAUUUUGUUUGCUGAUUGUGAUAAUAGCCCUUAACACUUGCUUUUGGUUAUUUGAAGCCCCUUCACCAGAAAUAUGAAGGUUGUCUGUGCUUUACUACAAAGACUAUUUGCAGACGACACCACAAGAAGACAAAAAUAGUUUUAGGGGCAUCUUGAUUAAAGACAAGAAUCGUGCAUUUAUCAACUUACAUUGUUCUGCUGUUGAUAAGUUAUUAAAAAAUUCAAAAACUCAA
Pomacea canaliculata is the source of this 2882-nucleotide messenger RNA. Its product is annotated as tubulin epsilon chain-like. Gene Ontology annotation, molecular function: structural constituent of cytoskeleton; GTP binding. The record is from RefSeq and is a predicted model, not a curated record. Lineage: Eukaryota; Metazoa; Mollusca; Gastropoda; Architaenioglossa; Ampullariidae. Gene Ontology annotation, biological process: mitotic cell cycle; microtubule cytoskeleton organization. Gene Ontology annotation, cellular component: microtubule; cytoplasm.